Molecule: messenger RNA, 1049 nt
Organism: Tupaia belangeri chinensis (Chinese tree shrew)
Lineage: Eukaryota; Metazoa; Chordata; Mammalia; Scandentia; Tupaiidae
Gene: CIMIP2A
Product: ciliary microtubule inner protein 2A
Exons: 6
Cellular component (GO): nucleus
Source: RefSeq, a predicted model, not a curated record
AGGACUCCUCAGGGCAGGGAGCCAGCCAGAGGAGGGAAGGCCUGUGACCAGCACAGGCAGGGACUUGAGGCAGGAUGACAGCGACACAGAAGCACAGCCUCUUCACACCGGAACCUCACUACAUCCCCGGCUAUGCGGGCUUCUACCCACAACUGCGGUACCAGGUGGGGAGCACCUACGGGCGCACCACAGCACAGCUGCUCACAGACCCCAGCGUGCAGAAGAGCCCCUGCUCAGUGCUCUCCCCUAUGUCCAAGCCCAAGUUCAUCGAGGACUUCAGUCGGCCCAAGCCCCCGUUGGCUUCCUGCCGGGACCUGACUAUACCCUACAUUCCCCACUACACCGGUCUGAAACCCUACAAGAACUUUGAGAUCCUGGGCCGGCUUCCACCAGACGUGAACACCCAGGAGCCGCCAGGGGUAGAAAACAUAUCCAGACAGGUCCCUCUGCCUGCAGGUGUCAUGCCCUACCCCCCCUACCCGCCAUGCCCACCAGGCAAGAAGCAGUGCUCCAGAGACGUGGCACUUGGAGAGGCCCCCGGGCAGUACCAGGUAGCCUAGCCUCACCCCCACCCAGGCCAGGAGAGAGGGGCCUUGGUGACCCGCCCCUCCCCAUUCCAGCUAUACCACUGCAGGAGGGAUGAGUACUGGCCAGCACCCCAUCAGCAGGAGAUGCUGGACGUGGGCAGGUCCCAGCGGCUGCCCCAGCUGGACCACCCCAACCUGAUCCAGCGCAAGGCCAUCUCAGGCUACGCUGGCUUCGUCCCCAGGUUUGCCUGGGUGAUGGGCAUGAAUUACCGUGACGGAGUAACACAGGCAAUGGAUGAGUUCGACAGGAACCAGUUCCUGUUCAGGAACCCAGUCUGCCCACUGGGUGAGAAGCUGCCCAGGACACACUGGCCCAGCAACAUCAUCUACAGCAGCCAUGGCUUGAUACCUUUCUACAUGGGGUUCAUUCCAUCCAUGCGGGACACCUACGCACACACGUUUGGCAACAGCAGCCGGAAGGCCUAUCAGAAGGAACUGCAGAGGCGAAACCACACACUAUGA